AUCGAAUAGGCAAAUGCCAUUAUUGAAUAUGAAGACGAUAAUUGAUGCAGUACUGUGCCUAUUAAAUUGUAUUUUCGUAAACAAUCAAUUCGGAUCACCACAUUCUAAAGUUAUCAUUGUAAUGGCAUCGCUACCGGAGAUCAACCAGCAGCAACACAUCACUGCUGUUAAGGCAGAGCAAUGUUUAUCCGAUAAGACAUUGUCAGUUUCGCCUGGUGUUGUCGUAAAUGAUGAAAGUCUUCCUCAAACCGGAGACUCGUCGUUUAACCUUGAACGUGAUAAUGACAACAGUGACGAUAAACAUGAUGACACGAACACCCGGUUGGGGAUCGAAGAUGCGUCACCGAACGAAGAAAAAGAGAUUUGCGUAAAGGUGGAGCCAUCUGGAUACGAUAUUUACCGAGACAUAACCGAUGAACAAAGAGACGCAGCUCGCAAAAACAAUGAAUGUUUCAUUUGCAAAAAGCGAUUCUCUCGGUUCUCAACGUUCAAAAGACACAUGAAGCGACACACGGGUGUGAAAAACUACAAGUGCCACAUUUGUCAUAAAGCUUUCGCCGAAGGAAGUUAUUUGAAGGCCCACUUAAUCACUCACAGCGGUGCUACACCAUACGGUUGUAAAAUAUGUCUGAAACGGUUCACACAGUCUUCGAGCUUGCACAGCCAUAUGAAAAUUCACACAGGUGAAAAACGGUACAAAUGCGAGGUGUGUGCUAAGGCCUUUACGGAAUCAUCAACCCUGCGGAAGCAUAUGCUCGUACACAAUCCCAAUCCUCCGCAAUUCCAGUGCGAUGAAUGUAGUCGCACAUUCAAUCGUAAAAUUAACUUGAACGAACACAUGAAGACCCAUUAUCGCAACAAGGGUGAACCGCUGGACGGAGACGACCUUCACGAGUGUAUGGUUUGCUUGAAAGUCAUCCGCAAUGCGUCGAAUUUCAAGAAGCACAUGAAGAUUCAUACAGGCGAAAAAAUGUACUCCUGUACCCUGUGCGAUGCUAGAUUCAAUCAGUCCAAUAGUCUGCGAGCACACAUGUCGAAUCACACGGGCCAGAAGGACUUUCAAUGUCCCGUUUGUCAGAAGGAAUUCAGUCUGUCCUAUAACAUGAAGAAACACAUGCGGAUACACAGUGGCGAGAAAAGAUUUGUCUGUGAGGUAUGCGAACGUGCCUUCACCGACUCUUCGACUCUGCGGAAGCAUCGUUACACACAUACAACGGAAAAGAAUUUUCUGUGCGACAUUUGCUCCAAGGCAUUUUCCCAACAGACCAGCCUUCAAUUACAUCUUCGAAUUCAUUCAGGCGAUAAACCGCACGUCUGCAAAGUGUGUUCGAAGAGUUUUCACGAAAGUUCGUCGUUGUCCAAACACAUGAAUCUUCAUCUACCGGAGAAGCCUUUUCAAUGCGAAAUUUGUUCGAAGAAAUUCUCGCAAAAGUACAGCCUUAAGAAGCACAUGCGCACCCACGAAGAUAAUCGUUCCGUGCAAUGCGAAUUCUGUCCGAAGACAUUUAUGGAUGCGGCCACACUGAAAAAACAUCAGCUGACGCAUUUGGUCGGCAAAGAGUAUUCCUGCGACAUUUGUCCGAAAAAGUUUACCACCCAGAGCGGUCUGAAGACGCACUUAACGAUCCACAAUGGUGAAAAGAAGUACCAGUGCCAGGACUGUUUGAAGAAAUUCACAUUAGCCGGCAACUUAAAGACUCAUAUCGCCAAAAUGCAUUCGACCGAUCGACCGCGAUACGAAUGCGAAAAUUGUCCGAAAUAUUUCGUCAGCCAGGAGAAACUGGAUGUCCAUCAACAGUCAAUGCAUUGCGGCGAAAAGAAAUUAUUUCCCUGCGAGAUUUGCCACAAAACGUUCACGCUGAUGGGCAAUUUGAAGAAGCACAUGAAAUUGCAUGAUAUUGAAAUAUUGGAGACGUUGGAGAUCAAGCCGGAAAUACAGGACGAUGGAGCUGAGGAAUUGGCAGCGAAUUUGUCGGCGAAUAUAAUGAACAUUACGCAAGUGAUUAACAUCAUACCUUCGACGCUGUAUCAACAAUUGGAUUUGAAUAAUGUCCAAUUUUUACGAUGAGAGGAAGAAAAACGUUUUCCCCAUUUUCCACCAAUAAUACUUAGGUUAAUACGAUGCGGAAAUAAAUAUAUCAAAAUGUUGAUUGAGU
Bradysia coprophila is the source of this 2156-nucleotide messenger RNA. RefSeq lists its product as uncharacterized. The record is from RefSeq and is a predicted model, not a curated record. NCBI's taxonomy places the organism in Eukaryota, Metazoa, Arthropoda, Insecta, Diptera, Sciaridae. Gene Ontology annotation, molecular function: RNA polymerase II cis-regulatory region sequence-specific DNA binding; DNA-binding transcription factor activity, RNA polymerase II-specific. Gene Ontology annotation, biological process: regulation of DNA-templated transcription.